GCGGGGCGCGCGGCGGAGCCAUUUGGCGUCGCGCUCGCUGCGGGGAAGGGCCGCGCCGCCGCGGCCGCCGCCGCCAUGGUCUCCUGGAUGAUCUCGCGGGCCGUCGUGCUGGUGUUUGGGAUGCUUUAUCCUGCCUAUUACUCGUACAAAGCUGUGAAGACAAAAAAUGUGAAGGAAUAUGUUCGCUGGAUGAUGUAUUGGAUUGUGUUUGCUCUCUAUACGGUUACUGAAACAAUAACUGACCUAACAGUCUCUUGGUUUCCACUGUAUUAUGAGCUGAAGAUUGCUUUUGUUAUUUGGCUCCUUUCGCCCUAUACAAGAGGGGCAAGUUUAAUCUACAGAAAACUUCUCCAUCCUCUUCUUUCCUCUAAAGAAAGGGAAAUUGAUGAAUACAUUGUGCAAGCCAAAGAAAGAGGCUAUGAGACCAUGGUGAAUUUUGGAAGGCAGGGGUUGAAUUUGGCAGCAACUGCUGCAGUGACAGCAGCGGUAAAGAGUCAAGGUGCGAUAACUGAGAAACUGAGAAGUUUCAGUAUGCAUGACUUGACUACUAUACAAGGAGAUGAGCCAGUGGGACAGAGACCCUAUCAAACAUUGCCGGAAACAAAAAAGAAAAUCAGAGCCUCUGCAAAUGAAUCUGCAGGUUACAAAAUUCCAUUGGAAAAAAAUGCUGGAGAUGAUAAAACAGAUGAAGAUGUGGAGGGGACACAUUCAGAAGAUGAGAUGUUUGCUCAGAGAGGCCUUCGAAGGUCUCAAAGCAUGAAAUCUGUGAAAACUAUUAAAGGCCGUAAAGAAAUACGAUAUGGAUCACUGAAAUACAGAGUAAAGAAGAGACCUACAGUGUAUUUUUGAGUGUACUGCACAACGCCUGCAAGACAAACUGCUGUAUUAUACUAACUUGACUUCAGUACAUCGUGUUAAAAGAUCUGUGUGUGUAAUUCAUAUGAUGAAUAUGUAUGAAUAGAUAGGGGAGGACUUGGUUUUUAUGAGCCUGUUGGAUAAAGUAUUCCUUUGCUUUUCUGUAAUUUCUUAUUGUUUAGACAUAAAUCUGGCCAAGUUAAAAUAUGAAUUUCAGCACCCAUUAGGUAAGAAUUAAAUGAGUGACAGAAAAUAGGCUAGCUUUUUCCAGAGUUACUAACAGACCCAAAUAGCUGAAUUAUUGAAUUAGCAGAGGCUGUAAGUAUUUGGAACUCAUGAAAUUGAAUCCAGUGUCCCCUAGCUUACAUGGAAAGAUAGGAAUACUUUAAAUAUUUUUCUGAGCUACAAUUCCUGAAAAGGCCUAUAUGUAACUUAAAAACACACUGUUUAAAGGACAGUGGAUGAAGGUGGGGAAGGAAAAGGAAAGACCAGAUAGAUCUGGUGUAUCCUUAAGAUCUUUUCUCAUCAUAUUUUCAAGCUUGAGAAACUUGCAUAAGACUAAUAGGUGCAAACUGGGGGUACGUGUAGCACUUUAUGCAAAACUACGUAGUUUUGCACACUUUUACUAAUUUACAGCUGUACAUGUCAUUUUAGUGACUUCUUAGGUAGGUUAGGUUUUUCUUUUGAAUGCCAGCAAUCCAUGUAUUUCAUAGUCCUUUUUUAAUUUAUCUCAGUUUGCUUAAGUAUACCUAAGAUGCUGUAGAUGACUGCUACUAACACUUAACAUUAUCAGGUGCCUUUCUGUGUGUUACAGGGCUGCAGGGUUUUUUGUCUGUGGUGUUGCCCUCGCUGCCCCUCUUCAGCUAGAGAGAGGUAACAUGACUUACAAAGUCAGUUUUCGGUUAAAAUUGUGGUAAGUGAAACUUGUAGCCAGUGAUAGGCUGCUCAGAUCCCUGAGGUCUAUCAACCCUAUAUUGGAAGUCAUGCUGACAUGAAGGCAUGUAUGAUAGACUAUUCAGGCCACAGCUUGUUUUUUUUUUUGCUCUGGAUUACUUUAAGAAUAUAUGAAUGUGUGUGUAUAUAUAUAUUUAUAGAAUGUGUCUAUUUCAUAUCAUACAUGGGUUCUAAAAUUGGCUGUGUAGUAUUUUCUGCUGCUAAAGUUAUUACUAAAAUAUUUACAUAUAGCUUUUUCUAACUGUCUUCUAACUGAUUAAGUCAGCCAUGCCACAGCCUAGUGUCACGUGUCAUAAAUAUUUGCACACUAAGAUUAAUUUUGGAAUGUUGUUCAAGGGAGGGACUUCUCAAAAUGACCUUUCGAGGUCCUUUUUGGUUCUGUUUCCUGUAAAUCUCAGAGGUAGACUAAUUUUUAGUUUUCCGUGCGACUGUUUCUACUGUGGAUUGGGGGGGAGGAGACCUCACUUUUUGUAGGUAGUGUUUUAUUACUUGGCAUUGGCAGACAUGGUGUUCCUGUUCUUUAAAGGAAAAUGGCAUGUGAUUCCUCUUACCCUUGAAUCUUGGACACCAUUUCUUAGACCUUCCUCCAGAUAUGGCAGUCAUCCACAAACUUGCUGCGGCGCUUUUAAACACUUUCUUAAGGCUUGGGUCUGCUGCAGUUCUUUUUCUUUAUAUUUUUACAGCUAUAGGAAGUUCAAUGCUGGUCAACUCUUAAUGGCCUGUUACUGUGGCCUGGCAUCUGAAAUAGUCUUCUGCAGCCUUCUGUGGGCUAGAGUUUGAAUAGCAUGGAUGAAAAUGCAGCUGGUCUGUACUGGCAUCAUGUUACUGACUUGCUAUAGUAGGCAUUUGUAAGUCAAGUGCAGUGUCUGGGACAAAUUUAACAAUAUUGAUGAUACAGUGCUUUUAGUGUGCCAAGGAAGUUAAAUGCUUUAGUAAGAAGUUGCAACAUUCCGUAUGUGACUAAAAGGCCAAAGCUUGUAGUAGUCUUCUACAAGACAGAGUAACAUACCAGAAGACAGGAAGCCUGCUCUCUCCCAAAUAAAUAUAGUGCAAAAAUGCUGUCCUCUAACCAAGACUGGUUUGUGAUCUAGCUUUGUAAGGAGCUGUUUGUGCACAUUUGUAUUUGGGAAUUAGCACUUGCUGCUCUCAGAUUACUUUGCUAGUCUUACUGUCUGGUAUUUGAAGACACUGGGCAGGACUCAGUGUGAUUUUUUUUUUUUUUUUUUUUUUUUUUUUUUUUUUUUGUAGCCCAGUAGACUUCUACAGCAGUGCAUUUCUCAUUUCUCUGUCCCUUUGCAUUCUGUACUGAGUUUUAUCCCCUCUUUUGGAAGUAAAAUCAGACAGAAAUCUUUGUGGGCUUUGGUGGAGGAGAUGUUGAUGGGGAAGGCAGCCACCAUGGGGUGUGGUUCAUCACUUGCACUCCAGGAAUGCUUGUGCUUCCCAUCUGUUUCUCUGAAUGUAGGAAAGCUAUAGAUAGGGGUAAGGCUGUCUGUGUGCUUUGGUAUGUAGGAAGUUGGGAGAAGAUGAGGCUCUUGUAUUUGCAUCUUCCCCCUCCUUGAAAGUUAUGAUUAUCUGGGUUUUGGAUAUAAUCUCUAAUUCCUUAUUCUCCAGUUAAGCAUCCUUCUCAAGCACUUGCUGGUGCAUCUUGCACCAACUCAUAAUGUUUAUCUGGCUUUUUUGGUAAGCAUGACGAUAAAAUUGUCAUUUUUUUUAUAAGUCAGAAUCCUGUAUGAAGGAGCAGGGUAAGUCCUUCUUUCAGAAUUACAUUCCUCUUACAGGUUCAUGUAGAUGCUGUUCCAGGGGGUAUGCUCCUUGCACAAUUCAAGGGCUCAAGAUCAUUUGAACAGAAAUGUAGGCUCCAGCACAAUUGUGGUCAUUAGAUUGCUGUACAUGUUGUUACGUAUUGGAGGCUAUUGCCUCUGACAAACAUGACUUGCUAAUUAAAUAGUGACAAAGGCUAAAUUAACAUUUUUCUAUCACGAUGCAAACUUUAAAAGUCACGGUUAGUUCCACAGUUAAGGUUUUUCAAAACAGUACAAGGUAUUAACAGCUCUCAACUGAGUAGUAACAGGCCAGUCUAAUGAGCCACCUAGCAACUUUGUCAGCAAUAUUAUUCCAUUGUGAAUACAAAAUGCAGUAGGUCAAAACAUUAAUCUAAAAAUAUUUCAACCUUUAUAUCACCUUAUCACUUAUCUUUUUUUAGUAUAUUGUGUAUAGCUUAUUUCUCCAAAUAUGUUCCUUUGCUUUCCCUGUUCUAAUGCCACAUUGCACUUGCAGAACUCUUACUACAUUGUGGUAGGACAUGACUUUCUUGGUUUGGUUUCAUUGCACAAGAAAUGUUGUUGGAAAUGGCUUGCUGUAAAUUCACUGUACUAAUGAAUAGGUUCUAAUUUGUUUUCCCCUCUCCCCCUGCCCAAGGGUUGAACUUCUGGAAAAAUAAACUCUCCUUUUUCCCAAGAUAUGUAUGGAACUAAGAAUGCUGGCAGUAUUAUUCAUGAUAAUUACUGCUUGUGUAUAAAUGUAGUGAUAAAACUUUGUUUUCCUAGAUGUUUUUUCAGUCUAAUGUCCUACUGUAAAGCUUUUCCGUGACAGCUUGAUUCUUGUUGUUGAAUUUAUCCCGUAAUGGGUUCGCUCUUGGUAUCUCAAGUUUUUUCCUUGCUGUUCACUGUCCACAGAUGCUUGACAGGGCACAAUGGCAUGACUUGCUUUCAUCCAAAUGUUAUAUAUUUCUCUCUGCUUGUUGGAUUUAGUUGACUUUUUAAAAAUAUAAUGCAGUCUUUUAAACUUUGUGUACAGGGAAUAUUCAAACUUUUUUGCCUUAGCAGCUACAGAAGUGAUCUAUGUGGCUCUUGCCAGUAAACUUCUCAGAAAAGUGUUCAAGAUCAAAACUUGACUUUAUUUUGUUUUGUGGAAUUUAAAAUAGAUGGUUCCUGUCAAACUUUGUGAUCUUAUGAGUGAAAUGUUUCCUGAGAACUGACUAACUGCCACAACAGUACUGUUAAUAUAGUUAGAGAAUAAAAACUUCCACAGAGAUUAAAGGUACUUAGAACAUGCAUUUCUUGUUAAAUCAUAUGAUGGUUUCAAGCCUUUCCAGAAUGUCUAAACUGACUCUUGAUUUUUUAGCAAGAGCUUGCUGUACACUUUAAAAUAUAUAGUUUGAGACAACGGUUAAAUUGAUGGUCUCAGUUGCAAAUAAAGGCCAGACUCUGAUUACAAAGUAAUUGCCAAUAUUAGCUACUUAAUGCUAAUUACUUUGCUACCUGAAAGUAACUGAAUAUUGUUAUGCCAGAUAUUUUUUGUGAAUUAUAAUGAAUUUUAAAAUGAGCAGAAAGUAAUUUGGUAAAAUAGAAUGGUGAAGUAAAUACUAGAUGCAUUUAACAUUUAUUGUUCAUGACAAAAGAUGUGUUUUAUUUUUGGUGUUGCUUUUAUCAAUGGGAAGCUGGUAUUUUUAAGUAUUUUUCUACAGAAAUGUGUAUGUGUAAAGGCAAUACUUUAACAUUUUUCAAGGACUCCUGUUUUUAAAUGCUACAGACCAGAGACUGUCUGUAUUGAGACUAAAGUUAGUAGCUUUAAAAAAAAAAAGAGUAAGCUUUAAUUUUUAUAUUGUAAUAAUAACUUGCUGUCAACUUGUUUACAUAUUUGUAGGAGGGAAAGCUUCAUUAUGCAUUGACUUAUCUUGAUUCUGUCUUUAAUAAAUGCUGCUUUGAGCAGGA
This is a messenger RNA of Dromaius novaehollandiae (emu), 5522 nucleotides long. It is a transcript of the gene REEP3, whose product is annotated as receptor accessory protein 3. The record is from RefSeq and is a predicted model, not a curated record. Gene Ontology annotation, cellular component: endoplasmic reticulum membrane; cytoplasmic microtubule. Gene Ontology annotation, molecular function: microtubule binding. The transcript is spliced from 8 exons. NCBI's taxonomy places the organism in Eukaryota, Metazoa, Chordata, Aves, Casuariiformes, Dromaiidae. Bases 76 to 849 code for a protein of 257 amino acids.